UUAUUUCAAUUUUCAUAUAUUUCAAUUUAGUUGACAUUUUUGAUUUUUAGUUCGGGUACAAACUAUGGAUUUGUAAAUUUUAUUUUAAUGGCUUCAUCAGUGCAGAAUAAUAGGGUUUCUCCUUCUGGCUAUUGUGCAUGUUGUCGAACGUGCAAUAUGUGGUGCUGGAGGGCAUUAAAAUGGCUUCCAGUACUGUUGAUAGUUUCUAUUGUGACAUGGUCGUAUUAUGCAUACGUUCUCCAGUUAUGCAUUUUUACCAUUGAGAGUACAGUGCAACAAUGUGUCUAUCUCGUGCUUUACCACAUUUUAUUUAUAAUGUUCGCUUGGUCGUAUUGGCGAACAAUUUUCGCUAACAUCAAGGCAAUUCCUGAUAAGUAUAAGUUACCUGAAGAGGAAUUAGAAAAAUUGUUAAGUGCAGACACAGAAGAAGCACAGCGUACAGUUUUGGAGAAUUAUGCUAAAGAUCUUCCAAUCGUCACUAGAACAAUGUCGGGGUCAGUGCGGUAUUGCAACCGUUGCGUUCUUGUGAAGCCGGACCGUGCCCACCACUGCAGUAUAUGUGCUAGAUGUGUACUAAAGAUGGAUCACCAUUGUCCGUGGGUGAACAAUUGUGUCUGUUUCCACAACUACAAGUUCUUCAUGCUAUUCCUUGGAUAUGCGUUGCUGUAUUGUAUAUUCAUUAUGUCAACGUGUUUGCCUUAUUUCAUCAGGUUUUGGAAGGGUGAUUUCGGUGCAGCUGGCAGUUCAGGUCGUUACCACAUAGUGUUCGCAUUCUUCGUGGCUCUCAUGUUUGCGGUGUCACUUGGUUCGCUUUUCGGCUAUCAUUGCUACUUGGUAGCUCAUAAUAGGACUACUUUAGAAGCGUUCCGUGCUCCAAUGUUCCGUGGUGGCGCCGACAAGAACGGAUUCUCGAUUGGGGCUUUCAAAAAUUUCAAAGAGGUGUUUGGUAACAGUCCAAACCUCUGGUUCCUGCCUGUGUUUACGAGCUUCGGCGAUGGGAUCGUCUACCCGAUACCUCAACAAGAUGAAGACACGGAAUCACUUCUGAGCUCAGAAAGAUGGGACCGUUGGGGCGAAAGGGCGCGGCCUUUCGACGAACGAGAGAGCUCCUCGUACGACGAACUCUGAGUAGCGGGCUGGUCACGAUUACGAAAUGCAGGCUUAGUGUAUUAUGUGUAGGCUUUUAACAAUUAUGGAUUUAUUAUUUAUCCAGAAACGUAAAAAUGUCAUCAUUGGGUAGUUAUCAGCCUACGGUUCCUGGUACCUUCCUUGUGGUGGCAUGCUUUGGGCAUCGAAUGAAGUAUCUUUUUGAUGUAUAGCAGCACAUGUAGUGCUGAUCUCAGUUAACAAGAUCAUUUUAAAAAGACUCUUGAAAAUACGCAAUAUUUAAAUAUUUGCUGCGAUGCUAUCAUUUUAUGCGUUGCAGCUUACACGUUUUAAACGGAAUUUCUUUAAUAAAAUAUAUGUUUUACUGGCCACCUACUCAGGCAUAUGCUUAUAGUGACAAUGUUUCAGUUUGUUUGAUAAAAUUGUAUGGUGAUUAUAGUGAAAUUCAUUGAUGCUAAGAAGCGGCAACACAGUCUACGUACUUACAUUUAAUAGGCUAUAGUCAUAGUUGUAUAUUGCCUGCCGUGUGACGUGACCAUUUAUUAAAAAUAUAUAGAACGGUGCUGAUCCUUAAGUAAAAUUAUAAAACAUAAUAUAUUAUUAAAAUUAAACGUAAUAUCGUCAAAAAUUGUCUCGACGCUUUGAAUUCAUCCUCCACAUUAAAGCUCUAAUCGUCUUGUAUAUAAAGCUUCUAUUUAAAAAAAGUUUUGACUCGUCAAUAUCACCAUGUAUAAAAUUCAUUAAUCGGUCACUGUAGGUUGUUCUGAUGUAAAACAAAUCAAUGUAAGGUUUCAUAAGAUAGAAUAAAUACCAAAAUUAUUAAUGUUAAUCCAGGACCCCAUUAAAGUGUAGUAAUGUAUACCUAUAACAGUUAUUAAAUAGUGGAUUCGCGAUUCUAUCAUCCAUUGGGCGCGUGAGUCGCUGCCAAGAGUACCACGGAAAUUAAGUAAACGUGAUUCGUUGUAAAUAGCGAUUUUAAUUAAAAAUGAGACUGCUCUUAAUAGUAGUUAUAAAUUGAAUUAAUUUUAUUAAAUUCCAGCCAGAAUUUUGUUAAAGUUUAUAUAUGACAUUCCAUUGUUAACCUGAUUUAUAUGUUUAUAAUUUAUAGUACAUCCUUGCGGUGCGUUGUAAGUUUGUUGUUUAUAGAAUAAACAUAGUAAACAAUUUUAUAUAUAAAAAUGUAUAUGUCUAUGAACUAUUAGACUAAGGAAGGGAAAUAUUUAGACUUAAGAUUUUUGUUUCCCUCAUUUAACGAACGUAUUAGGCUGAUAGUUUCUAUUUAAAUGAACAAUUUCUUAAGCCUAGUCAUUUAAGGUAAGUAGCUAAAUGUAUGUAUAGUACAUGACAUUAAUAUAAAUUGUUGUCCGAAACAUUUUUUCAUAUUUCAAUACCUAUAUGUUCAUAAAUCGUAUAUAAGGACGAAUUUAAGCUAGAUUCUAUGAUAUUUUACACACACCUAUUUUGAUUCGAGGCUCUACGUAAAUUUGUACGCUCUAUGCUCUAUGCCUUUUUAUUGUAUAACACAAUAAAAUAUAAAACGUCUAGAUUAUAUCAUUUAUAUUCCAGCUUUUGCUUUUUAGUACUUGUUGUAAAAAAAUUCAUUACUAUUUGGUUUUGUGUAAUAUUGUACGACAAUUUUUAAGAAUUAAGGCGAACGAAGUGAAUGUGGCGUAAGAUACAUAGAAUUCGGGCUUUGUUUCGUUUUCGAGAAAAAAAUUGUUUUUCUCAUUUUCGUAUUGCAAGUAUUUUUAUUAGUUGACGUUAAAAUAGUUAUAAGAUCUAUUGCAUUUUUGUUUAAAUAUGUAAUGAUGUAAAGUGAGAUAAAUGUGUGUUAUGGUGAUUUUGUAAUUUAUAAAUGAAUAAAAUA
Pieris rapae (cabbage white) is the source of this 2974-nucleotide messenger RNA. Its product is annotated as palmitoyltransferase ZDHHC2. Gene Ontology annotation, molecular function: protein-cysteine S-palmitoyltransferase activity. Gene Ontology annotation, biological process: peptidyl-L-cysteine S-palmitoylation; protein targeting to membrane; synaptic vesicle maturation. Lineage: Eukaryota; Metazoa; Arthropoda; Insecta; Lepidoptera; Pieridae. The record is from RefSeq and is a predicted model, not a curated record. The transcript is spliced from 7 exons. Gene Ontology annotation, cellular component: Golgi apparatus; endoplasmic reticulum. Bases 88 to 1128 code for a protein of 346 amino acids.